CGCCCAUAUAGCUAGCGUACAGCUCUGGCCAACAAGCAAAGCAUAGCUCAAAGCAAGCUCAUCGAUUGUCAUCAUGGCUUCCCUCCAGUCCACCAUCUUCCUCGGCGCCGCCUUCCUCCUCGCCGCAGCUGUCUACUUCCGCAGCCUCGACACGGCCGGUAGCCGCAGCGCCACCACACACCUCCACUUCUUCAUGCACGACGACUACACCGGGCCGCACCCCACCGCCAUGCGGAUCGUGUCCGGCAGGUCCCUCUUGUUACCCACGGCGUCCAGCAACGACGGCGGCGCCGCCAACAACGACAGCGCCACGGCUGGGAGCACCCUGUCGUUGCUGUCAUCGCCGCGGCAGUUCGGCGACGUCGUGGUGCUCAACAACGCGCUGACGGAAGGCCCCCGUGGUGACAGCGCGCGCGUCGGCACGGCGCAGGGUUUCGCCGUGCGCGUGUCGGAGGGCGGCAUCGUGUCGCACCUGACCAUGCACAUGGUCCUCGAGGCCAGCGAGCACCGCGGCAGCUCCGUGACAGCGAACGGCCGCAUCGACAUGGAUGCCAAGGUGCGUGAGUCGGUGAUCAUCGGCGGCACCGGAAAGUUCCGGUACGCGCGGGGGUACAUGCUCACCAGGAACUACGACUACGACCUUGCCCGUGGAGGCGUUGUCGAGAUCGAUGUCUACGUGCGGCACUAGCUUUUUGAGUUCAUUGGUUCAUGUGUGUGUCGAUCGGGUCGUCGUUCACAUUAUUGCUGUGUCGUUGCAUGUAGAACUUGCUAUCCACGGGUGUGCUUUUUAAUGUUUCUUUGGUAUACGUGCCACCUUGUUCAUCUAUAACUGUUGAAUAAUUACGUCAAAUCUACUUUGUACGUGUGCUGGCAUGUGUAGUCGUCCUUUCCAAAUCAAUAAUAUUGUAUUAGAUAUGUCUGGUAAA
Molecule: messenger RNA, 926 nt
Organism: Sorghum bicolor (sorghum)
Lineage: Eukaryota; Viridiplantae; Streptophyta; Magnoliopsida; Poales; Poaceae
Product: dirigent protein 1
Exons: 1
Coding region: 74-688 (204 amino acids)
Source: RefSeq, a predicted model, not a curated record